AUGUUUAGAAGCUUAACAUCAUUCAAAACACAGGGACCUGUUCUGUCCCGGAUGGCCCUAAGAUUAUACUCGACUAUCCCAAAAACGCAGAAAGCAAUGGUGUUUUAUAAAAAUGGUGGACCUCUAAAGUAUGAAGAUAUUCCAGUUCCUAAACCAAAGCCAAGCGAAAUAUUGAUAAAUGUCAGAUAUUCCGGUGUCUGUCACACAGAUUUGCAUGCAUGGAAGGGCGAUUGGCCACUUCCAACAAAGCUACCCUUAGUUGGAGGUCAUGAGGGUGCAGGAGUUGUUGUUGCGUGUGGUUCGGAAGUCAAAAACUUUAAGGUUGGGGACUACGCCGGGAUCAAGUGGUUGAAUGGAUCCUGUAUGGGCUGUGAGUACUGUAUGCAGGGUGCAGAGCCAAAUUGCCCAAAGGCCGAUUUAUCUGGUUACACUCAUGAUGGAUCAUUCCAGCAGUACGCAACCGCUGAUGCAGUUCAAGCUGCACAUAUUCCUCAGGGAACAGACUUAGCUGCGGUUGCCCCAAUUUUAUGUGCUGGAGUCACGGUUUACAAAGCUUUGAAAACAGCUGAUCUCAGACCUGGUCAAUGGGUGGCAAUUUCAGGUGCCGGAGGUGGUUUAGGUUCCCUAGCAGUCCAGUAUGCCAAGGCUAUGGGACUCAGAGUUGUUGGUAUUGAUGGUGGCUCUGAAAAGAAAGAACUUGCAACCAAGCUUGGAGCCGAAGAAUUUAUUGAUUUCACACAGGUUUCCGAUGUCGUCAAGGAGAUGCAAAAUGUUACAAAUGGAGGUCCACAUGGUGUCAUCAAUGUCUCUGUUUCUCCUAGAGCAAUGUCACAGUCUGUGGAGUACGUUCGCACUUUGGGUAAAGUUGUUCUUGUUGGCCUUCCAGCAGAUGCUGUUGUCCAAACAAAGGUGUUUGACCAUGUCAUAAAAUCCAUUCAGAUCAGAGGCUCCUAUGUUGGAAAUAGGGAGGACACUGCUGAGGCCUUGGAUUUCUUUGAAAGAGGCCUCGUUCAUUCUCCUAUUAAGGUUGUGGGGCUCUCUGAUCUUCCAAAGGUUUUCUCUUUGAUGGAAAAGGGUAAGAUUGCCGGUAGAUAUGUUUUGGACACAUCCAAAUGA
This is a messenger RNA of Brettanomyces bruxellensis, 1116 nucleotides long. It is a transcript of the gene ADH2, whose product is annotated as Alcohol dehydrogenase. The record is from RefSeq and is a predicted model, not a curated record. The transcript has a single exon. Bases 1 to 1116 code for a protein of 371 amino acids. Lineage: Eukaryota; Fungi; Ascomycota; Pichiomycetes; Pichiales; Pichiaceae. Gene Ontology annotation, molecular function: oxidoreductase activity; zinc ion binding.